Molecule: messenger RNA, 486 nt
Organism: Malurus melanocephalus (red-backed fairy wren)
Lineage: Eukaryota; Metazoa; Chordata; Aves; Passeriformes; Maluridae
Product: phospholipase A2-like
Exons: 4
Coding region: 1-486 (161 amino acids)
Biological process (GO): phospholipid metabolic process; lipid catabolic process; arachidonate secretion
Molecular function (GO): phospholipid binding; calcium ion binding
Source: RefSeq, a predicted model, not a curated record
AUGGGCUCCCGCCUGCUGCUGCUGCUGCUGCUGCUGCUGCUCCCGGCAGUUUGGAAAGGUGCUCUGGGAAAAUCCCAUUCACUGCACACUCGAGGAAUCAUUGAACUGGCUGGAGCUAUAACCUGUGGCACAGGACGGUCACCCUUGGCAUAUAUUGGCUAUGGAUGUUACUGCGGACUGGGAGGACGAGGUUGGCCUAAAGAUAAAACAGACUGGUGCUGCCACAGGCACGACUGCUGCUACGACACGGCGGAGAAGGAAGGCUGCAACCCCAAAGUGCAGCGCUACCAGUGGGCGUGUGAGCACAACACCGUGCGGUGCGAUAACCUGACAGACCGGUGUGAAAAAAUGGUGUGCCUGUGUGACCAAGAAGCAGCCAAGUGCUGGGGAGCAGCCCCAUACAACCCACACUUCAUCCUCUGGCCAGACUUUUUAUGUGGACAGACUCAUCCCACCUGCCAYGUCAGAUUUGGGGGGCCAGAAUAA